CCCCCCCUCAUGCCCCUGCCGGGCUCCAGCUCCAGCGGACUCGACUGGUCCGACCUGGUGAACGCCGCACGCACCUUUGAGGCCCAGAGGGCCUCCUUCCUGGUCCAAGAGGUCGGCGUGAGGUCAGGGGUCACUCAGGAGGCGGAGUCGCAAGCUGCAGCACGACACCUGUCACCCGGUGACAUCCCUGCGUGUCUGCUUGGGAAGGUCAGUGAGUUGGAGUCCAUGGUCAAGUUGCUGCAGGACGACCUGAAGAAGGAGAGGGAUGCCAAGGUGUGUCUGCAGCAUCAGAUCGCGUCUCUUCGCCAUGACAACCAGCGGCUGCAACAGGCCUCUCUGGACGCCAACGCAAAACUACAGAAAUUUACGGAGUGGGUCUUUAACACCAUCGACAUGAACUGAGGACGGACACACACACACACACACACACACACAGUGUCACACAUACACACAUACAGACGUAUAAACACACACACAGACAUACACAGGGAUGCAGGUCACACAGACAUACACAGGGAUGCAGGUCACAUAAAUAAGCUGUCAAUGCCACUCACACACACACGUAUACUAUACACAUACACACAAACACACACACACACACAUACAUGGGUAUACACACACACACACACAGGGAUGCAAGUCACAUAUAUAAGCUGUCAAUGCCACUCAAGACCAACCACUGUCAGACGUGAUAUCAGUCACACACACGGACACACACACAUACACACACAAAUACACAUAUACACAAACACACAGGCACGUUCACACAUACACACACACACACCAGGUUACACACACACACACCAGGUUACACACACACAGACACGCUGCUCAGAGUUACUCAGGUCAGUCAGUAGUCACUAGACACAGACAUCCAGAGUCCCAGUUGCACAGACCACACACACACACACACACACACACACA
Engraulis encrasicolus (European anchovy) is the source of this 924-nucleotide messenger RNA. Its product is annotated as signal-induced proliferation-associated 1-like protein 1. The transcript is spliced from 4 exons. Lineage: Eukaryota; Metazoa; Chordata; Actinopteri; Clupeiformes; Engraulidae. The record is from RefSeq and is a predicted model, not a curated record. The coding region runs from base 10 to 402 and encodes 130 amino acids.